Epinephelus moara (kelp grouper) is the source of this 2907-nucleotide messenger RNA. It is a transcript of the gene ift52, whose product is annotated as intraflagellar transport 52 homolog (Chlamydomonas). The transcript is spliced from 13 exons. Gene Ontology annotation, biological process: intraciliary transport; cilium assembly. The record is from RefSeq and is a predicted model, not a curated record. The coding region runs from base 195 to 1505 and encodes 436 amino acids. Gene Ontology annotation, cellular component: cilium; intraciliary transport particle B; centriole. Lineage: Eukaryota; Metazoa; Chordata; Actinopteri; Perciformes; Serranidae.
CACGUGAAUGUCACUUAAAGCUCACAGAACAACUCAGUUCAUAUUAAGCUAAGAUAGCAGCGUUUAUAAUGUAACCUGGCGUUAUUCACGACAGUUCAUAGCGAAUGAAAUGGGAUCUAACUUGGUGGUACAACCUGUUUCCAGGUGUAUGGAUGCACAUAAGAGCCAAGUUUGAUGAGUGAAUCCGAUAAAGAAUGGAGAAGGAACAGCACAACAACAACAUUGUCGUCUUCAAUUCGUCGAAAAGAGAGCUGUUUACCACGAACAAUGGAUACAAGUCCAUGUACAAAAGACUACGAGCUCAAUGGAAAAUCCAAAGCAUGAAGGAAGAGCUGUCUUUGGAGAAGCUGAAGGGUGUCAAGUUGUGGAUAACUGCAGGCCCAAGGGAGAAGUUCACGGCAUCAGAGCUUGAGGUACUGAAGCACUACCUGGACGGAGGAGGAAAUGUCCUGGUCAUGCUCGGUGAAGGAGGAGAAAUGAGAUAUGACACCAAUAUCAACUUUCUUCUGGAGGAGUUUGGAAUAAUGGUCAACAAUGAUGCUGUUGUGAGGAAUGUGUAUUACAAAUACUUCCAUCCUAAGGAGGCACUUGUGUCCAAUGGUGUAUUGAACAGAGAGAUAAGUCGGGCUGCUGGCAAAGUGGUCACAGGAAUUAUUGAUGAUGAAAAUGUUGGAAACAAUGCACAGGCACUCACAUUUGUGUACCCAUAUGGAGCCACACUGAGUGUAAUGAAGCCUGCUGUGGCUGUUCUUUCAACUGGCUCCGUCUGCUUCCCCCUCAACAGGCCAGUCCUGGCCUUCCAUCAAGGAAAGGAGGCUGGCAAGCUGGUAGUGUUGGGUUCCUGCCACAUGUUCAGUGAUCAAUACAUAGACAAAGAGGAGAACAGUAAAAUCAUGGAUGUCGUGCUUCAGUGGCUCAUGGCUGAUAAUAUUCAGCUGAAUCAGAUUGAUGCAGAAGACCCAGAGAUCACAGAUUACACCAUGUUGCCAGACACAGGGUGCCUGUCGGAACAGCUCAGAGUGUGCUUACAAGAGGGUGAUGAAAACCCCAGGGACUUCACCUCUUUAUUUGACAUGUCAUUGUUCAAUUUAUCAACUGACACUUUACCCCAAGUCAUCAGCGCUUACAAGCAACUCAAUGUCAAAGAUGAACCACUUCAGUUGAUCACACCACAGUUUGAGACGCCUCUGCCUCAGCUCCAACCUGCUGUCUUUCCACCAGCCUUAAGUGAUCUGCCUCCUCCCAUGCUGGACCUGUUCGAUCUAGAUGAGACAUUCUCUUCUGAGAAAGUGCGCCUAGCACAGCUCACUAAUAAAUGUACAGACGAUGAUCUUGAAUUCUACGUGCGUAAAUGUGGUGAAAUUCUGGGGGUGACUCCAAAGUUGGAUAAAGAUCAGAGGGAUGCCAAGCACAUCUUGGAGCACAUUUUCUUUCAGGUUGUAGAGUUCAAGAAACUCAAUCAGGAGCAUGAUGCUGACGCAGAGGCACCAUUCACUCUGAUGUGAUUGGAUUCAAGAAACAUGUUAGCAUUUUCAUCUCUGUCUUUUCAAUAUACUGAAACAUGACUAAGCAGAUGUGAGUAUAUUCCUUCAGUAAAGGAGAAUGUAAAGGGACCAUUACAGCUGUUGUGGAAGAUGCAGUAUCAGCAUGGGUACUGUUUGUUUAACAAACUGUAUAUACAAGAGAUGUGUUUUUAUAUCUUUCUAGAAUUCAUUUUGGAAGAAAAAGAAAAUGUACAAUACACUUAAGCAAAUAGUCAGAUACUUUUAUUUAAAUAUUUAAGCAAACUUUGUUAAAAGCGUAGAGCUCUCUGCAGGAAUCUUCACACAUGCAUCCUGUAAAAAAAAAAAAAAAAAAAAAAAGUAGCGUUAGAAACAAGGAUUUGCAGAUUUUGCCAGAUAGUGCAGUUAAUGAAAGAAAGACUAGGCAGCUUACCUUCACAUGUACAUCCAGUGUUUAAAAUCCACUUUGAUUCAUCUGUGCAGACAUAAUCACGCACAGCUGAAAACCUUACACUUCUUCCUUUCAAAACUCUGAAUUUUCUCCAUGUUAAGGUUGUGUUUCGAGGGACAUUCUAGGCCAUGUCAGGGAGAAACUUCUGCUGGUGAAUGUUGUGUGGAUUGGGGUUUUGGACUCCAUGUUGACUCCAGAGCGCUGGACUCCAUGCAGGGUAUGGAGCCGUUUUCUGCUUUAAUCAAUGACACAUCCCACGACAUCUGAGGGGCAGUGAGAUCACUGUAUGACUGGUCAAAACAAGCAGCCUUUUUUGGCUUUGGAAGAAGCAUGUGAGGAGUGGAGGACUGUCUGUGUGAAGGCACAGCCAGGUGACAAUUGUCAGUCUCUUGAGUGUUCAAGUUGUUCAUUGGAAAGGCCUGAGAGGGAGAACUGGGGUCUGAUGACAGGCACAGAGAAGCCAGGAUAGACAGCCUGGAGUCAGAUCCUUCAGCCAUUGUGUCAUUUGACACUCUUGACGUGGACAGCUGUUCCAGCGACAAAGCAGACAGCAAACUCUGUUCCCCGAAAAACUUCUUGUCGAGCUCUGACGGAGAUGAGCACUCAAAGCUUUUCAUAUCUAGGAGGUAAAAUGUUGGAUCCCACUUAAAAUUACAUCAUCUCAUCUGACCUUAAUGAAUAUAUUUAUCUUUAAAACCAGUUUUCUUACCUUGAAUGACAAAAGCUUUCGCCAUUGUGUCCUUGGGCCAGUGAGUAUCAGUUGAGCUCCAGGUGGGUUUUAAACUGUUGAAGCUGCCUGUUAAUUGACCCAGCUGGAGGUUGGGCAGGUCAUCAAUCUGGAGGAGGAGGGGGAACAUACAGCUUGGUAGAAGUGCAGAUGCAUUUGUGAUCACUUUUUGUUUUUCAUAUAUAUUUUGUAAUUAAAUAUGUGAAUAAAAUGUUAUUUUAAAGAUG